This is a messenger RNA of Colletotrichum tamarilloi, 516 nucleotides long. RefSeq lists its product as uncharacterized. The coding region runs from base 1 to 516 and encodes 171 amino acids. The transcript has 3 exons. Lineage: Eukaryota; Fungi; Ascomycota; Sordariomycetes; Glomerellales; Glomerellaceae. The record is from RefSeq and is a predicted model, not a curated record.
AUGGCGGACUCUAUUCAAUGGACUCGAGUGCUCCAGCUCGUCAACCUCCUGGGCGUCACUCAUCUUGCCGGCUACCAAUUUGGGACGGACAAAAUUGCCAUGUACAGCAUCCUAAAACUCAAUGACAAGGACACCAUAGUAAAGCUCUGGUUCCGGGGCUGGGACUUUGGCCGAGUGUACGGCCCCGCAAUGGUUGUCGGCACGGCCGCCGUUUUUGGCUUCCUGGCAUGGAACGACGGCAUCGCAAGUCCCGCAUUCCCAUUCAAUCUCGCCGCCGGACUCCUGAUGGGGGCCGUGGGCCCGUAUACGCAAUUCAGGAUCUUCCCCGUCAACGACAAGCUCUUGGAGGAGCAUCGAAUUGUUAUCAAGGCGGAGAAGACGGACGAUCGAGCACAGGGUGCCAGUGUCGAGGUUGUUCGAGGAUGGGCUGCUGACUGGAAGAGGCUCGACAUUCACCGACAACUUCUCGCCUAUCUUGCUGCCGGGGCUGGCUUGAUCGCUGUUCUCAGAUCUUGA